AUGUCGAGUAAGGUUGUUCUUAGACAAGUCCAAUCGUCAAACCGACGACAACCGCUACUACAACAGAACAAGAGUUCUUUAAAAGCCGGUACGCGCCUCGGUGAAGCGGUUGGUGGAACAGCGGCGGUUUGUUGUUGUGCUCCAUGUGCGGUGGCGAAUAUCGUUUAUCUAGCGAUUUAUAAAGUUCCGGCUACUCUUUGUAUCCGAGCGUUGAGGAAGAGGAAGCAGCAUCAUCGGAGAAGGAUUCAAGCGUCAGCGGAAACUAUGUUUCCGGCGAAGCGUCGUUGUACCUGUGGUUGCUGUGAUGAUAUUGUUGGGGCCCGUGUUCAUCCAACGUGUAGUGAUGAUGAUGAAACAUAUAGGGGUGUGAAAAGUGAUAGUUUGGGGGUGCAAGAAGAAGAAGAAGAUAAAGAUGUUGUGGAAUUGGAGAAGGAGAUGUGGAAUACGUUUUAUGAAACUGGGUUUUGGAGAAGCUCUUCUCAGAGGAAUAAAGAUUCUUUGUCUUUAUCUUCUUCUCAAACUGCUACUCCAAAUUUUCAGGUUAUUAUUGUACCAACCUUGUAA
Molecule: messenger RNA, 564 nt
Organism: Medicago truncatula (barrel medic)
Lineage: Eukaryota; Viridiplantae; Streptophyta; Magnoliopsida; Fabales; Fabaceae
Exons: 1
Coding region: 1-564 (187 amino acids)
Source: RefSeq, a predicted model, not a curated record